Daphnia carinata is the source of this 3482-nucleotide messenger RNA. It is a transcript of the gene Iswi, whose product is annotated as chromatin-remodeling complex ATPase chain Iswi-like. Gene Ontology annotation, biological process: nucleosome organization; regulation of transcription by RNA polymerase II. Gene Ontology annotation, cellular component: nucleus; chromatin. The transcript is spliced from 15 exons. Bases 170 to 3304 code for a protein of 1044 amino acids. The record is from RefSeq and is a predicted model, not a curated record. Gene Ontology annotation, molecular function: DNA binding; histone binding; ATP hydrolysis activity. NCBI's taxonomy places the organism in Eukaryota, Metazoa, Arthropoda, Branchiopoda, Diplostraca, Daphniidae.
UGUGGAAACAUUUAGCUCGCUUCUCCCGUUUUCCGUUGAACCGGCUUUGUUGUGUUGUUGCAUGACAGAAUUUAAUAGCGCACCCUAUUUGAAAAUUUCAAUUGUGUUUAUCAAUAUUUUUGGUGGUGAGGUGUUUAACUGUUUCGAAGCCUCGUAGCUUCCUAUCAAAAUGUCGAAAUCGGAAGAGGAAGGUAGUCCUGUUGAAACUCCAGCUGACACUGGCGAAAAUUCUGUAAGUGCCCAUCAUGACUUGCAGACAGAAUCUUCCUCACGUUCGUCGGUUUCUAAAGGCAGAGAUGACUUUGAAAAGAAAACGGAAGUGGACCGAAGCAAAAGGUUUGAUUACCUGUUGAAGCAAACAGAGCUUUUUGGCCAUUUUAUGGCAGCUCCUGGUACAAAAGCUCCAUCAAGCCCUUUAAAAUUAAAACCUGGAAGGCCCCGCAAGGAAAAGAAACCUGCUGAGGCUGGAGACAAUCGUCACAGAAAGACAGAACAAGAAGAAGAUGAAGAAUUGAUGGAGGAGGUCAAGGCAGCAGAGAAAGCUGCCUUGGUUACACGGUUUGAUACUUCUCCAUUCUAUAUCAAAGGUGGAGAGAUGCGUGACUAUCAAGUCCGUGGUCUCAACUGGAUGAUUUCUUUGUAUGAAAAUGGCAUCAAUGGUAUUCUGGCUGAUGAAAUGGGUUUGGGAAAGACCCUUCAAACCAUUUCUUUGUUGGGAUACAUGAAGCAUUACCGUAACAUUAAUGGUCCUCAUAUGGUCAUUGUCCCAAAAUCAACACUUGCCAAUUGGAUCAAUGAAUUCAAAAAGUGGUGCCCAUCACUUCGUACAGUGUGUCUAACAGGAGAUCAAGAAACUAGGGCCAACAUUGUUCGAGAUGAGAUUAUGCCAGGGGAAUGGGAUGUUUGUGUUACUUCCUACGAAAUCGUCAUGAAGGAACGAGCUGUAUUUAAGAAGUUCAACUGGCGCUACAUGGUUAUUGACGAAGCCCAUCGUAUCAAAAACGAAAAGUCCAAACUGUCCGAAAUUGUCCGCGAGUUCAAAACAUCCAACCGCCUACUUAUUACCGGAACACCUCUUCAAAACAAUUUGCAUGAACUUUGGGCUCUACUCAACUUUCUUUUACCUGACAUUUUCAACAACUCUGAGGAUUUCGAUGAGUGGUUUAACGCCAACAACUGCCUCGGUGACGACUCGUUAAUCCAUCGUCUGCAUGCCGUUCUUCGACCGUUCCUCCUCCGCCGUCUUAAGGCUGAGGUGGAGAAACGGUUGAAGCCUAAAAAAGAAGUGAAAGUCUACAUCGGACUUAGCAAAAUGCAACGUGAAAUGUACACUAAAAUCUUAAUGCGAGAUAUUGACAUUGUUAACGGCGCCGGAAAAUUAGAAAAAAUGCGACUACAAAAUAUUCUUAUGCAACUCCGUAAGUGUUGUAACCACCCUUACCUUUUCGAUGGUGCUGAGCCUGGUCCGCCGUACACCACUGAUGAACAUAUUGUUUACAACUGCGGAAAAAUGGUUAUCUUGGACAAACUCCUACCUAAAUUGAAGGCACAAGGAUCUCGUGUACUUAUCUUCAGUCAAAUGACUCGAAUGCUUGACAUCUUAGAGGACUACUCCCUAUGGCGGGGCCAUAAUUACUGCCGAUUGGAUGGUAGCACCCCUCACGAGGAUCGCCAUCGUCAAAUUGAAGAGUACAAUGCACCAGAUAGCCAGAAAUUUGUAUUUAUGCUUUCAACUCGAGCUGGCGGCUUGGGUAUUAACUUGGCCACCGCUGACGUGGUCGUCUUGUUUGAUUCUGAUUGGAAUCCUCAAAUGGAUCUGCAAGCCAUGGAUCGAGCCCAUCGAAUUGGCCAAAUGAAACAAGUCAGAGUCUUCCGCUUCAUCACAGACAACACAGUGGAGGAAAAAAUCGUUGAAAAGGCUGAAGUUAAAUUGCGUUUGGACAAGUUAGUCAUCCAACAAGGGCGAUUACUCGACAAAACAAACAGUGCACUCAACAAAGAUGAAAUGCUCAACAUGAUCAGGCACGGUGCAGAUCACGUUUUUGCCUCCAAAGAUUCCGACAUCACAGAUGAAGAUAUUGACAGUAUUCUAGCUAAAAGCGAGAACAGGACUCAAGAAGUCGCUGAACGUCUAGAGAAACUCGGUGAAUCAUCUCUCCGCAAUUUUACGUUGGACGCACCGACAGAAUCUGUCUAUCAAUUUGAAGGCGAAGACUAUCGAGAAAAACAAAAGUCGAUUGUCGGCGCAUGGAUUGAACCACCGAAGCGUGAACGUAAGGCAAAUUAUGCUGUCGAUGCCUAUUUUAGAGAAGCACUACGAGUUACGGAACCUAAAGCUCCAAAAGCGCCACGACCACCAAAACAACCCAUCGUGCAAGAUUUCCAGUUUUUCCCUCCUCGACUGUUUGAGUUGCUUGAUCAAGAGAUCUAUCAUUAUCGUAAAACCGUAGGGUAUAAGGUUCCUCGUAACUCUGAAUUGGGAGCUGAGGCUGCCAAAGUUCAGCGAGAAGAACAAAGAAAAAUUGACGAAGCCGAGCCUUUAGCGGACGAGGAACAAUCAGAGAAAGAAAGCCUACUUACUCAGGGUUUUACAGCUUGGACGAAGCGGGACUUCAACCAAUUUAUUAAAGCAAACGAGAAAUACGGUCGAGAUGAUAUCGAAAAUAUUGCAAAGGAGGUGGAAGGUAAAACUCCUGACGAAGUGAUGGAAUACAGCGCAGUUUUUUGGGAGCGGUGCCAUGAACUACAAGAUAUCGACCGAAUUAUGGCCCAGAUCGAGCGUGGUGAAGCCAAAAUCCAGCGACGAACAUCGAUCAAGAAAGCUUUAGAUGCAAAGAUGUCUAAGUAUCGAGCUCCCUUCCAUCAAUUACGUAUUGCCUAUGGAACUAACAAAGGAAAAAAUUACACUGAGGAAGAAGACCGCUUUUUAGUUUGCAUGCUACAUCGAUUAGGAUUCGACAAAGAGAACGUAUAUGAAGAGCUGCGAGCUGCUGUUAGAUCUGCGCCCCAGUUCCGUUUUGACUGGUUCCUGAAGUCGCGGACAGCAAUGGAGCUACAGAGACGCUGCAACACUCUUAUUACCCUGAUAGAGAGAGAGGUUCAAGAAUGGGAAGAAAAGGAAAAGGUAGACAAGAAGAAACGGGGACCCAAGACUAGCAUAGGAGCUAAAGUUGAAGCCAUACCAAAAUUGGAAGAUGAAGGAGCCAAGAGUGAAGCAACACCUACAAAGGGUUCGAAACGCAAAAGCGAGGCAGCUGUUGGCACUCCAGAAACAAAAGGACGUGGAAAGAAAAAGAGAACUUGAAAAAUAUAGCUAAUGAAUAAAACAUGGCAAAACAAAUGAAAUGACGGACAGGACGAAUAUAAGAAAAAAUGAUUCUUUGAACGAGCCAUUCCUGCUCCCCUUUUAAAAUUUCUCAUGGUAUUUACUGAUCGAUUAAUGUACUAUUUCGUGACUCAAUACACUUAAAUUCUGAAACCUC